ACCCUCCUUCCCCUUCCCCUUUCCUUCCCCUGCCUCCGCUGGCGCCGGCAGCCUCCGCCACUCCGCCGCGAUCCGACUCAACUCCUCCUCUCCCAGUCCCCUCCGCGCUGUCUCCUCUCAUGUCCUCAGUGACGAGCAGCGCGUCACCUCCCCUUCCAACCACGACAAGGCACUGGUAACCCGUCGGGAGGCGCUGGAUCUGUACGAGGACAUGGCGCUGGGGAGGUCGUUCGAGGACAUGUGCGCCCAGAUGUAUUACCGGGGCAAGAUGUUCGGCUUCGUUCACCUCUACAACGGCCAAGAAGCGGUCUCCACUGGCUUCAUCCGCCUCCUCCAGCCCGGCGAUGCCGUCGUCAGCACCUACCGGGACCACGUCCACGCCCUCAGCAAGGGCGUCCCGGCCCGCGCCGUCAUGGCCGAGCUCUUCGGCAAGACCACUGGCUGCUGCCGCGGCCAGGGCGGUUCCAUGCACAUGUUCUCCGCCCCCCACAAUUUCCUCGGUGGUUUCGCCUUCAUCGGCGAGGGCAUCCCCGUCGCCACCGGUGCCGCCUUCUCCUCGCGGUACCGCCACGAAGUCCUCAAGGAGGCAUCCCCCAGCGGCGGCCUCGACGUCACCCUCGCAUUCUUCGGGGACGGCACCUGCAACAACGGGCAGUUCUUUGAGUGCCUGAACAUGGCUCAGCUCUGGAAGCUGCCCAUUGUGUUUGUAGUCGAGAAUAACUUGUGGGCGAUUGGAAUGUCGCACCUUAGAGCCACGUCCGACCCCGUCAUCUGGAAGAAGGGGCCUGCAUUUGGGAUGCCCGGGGUGCCCGUGGAUGGAAUGGAUGUGCUGAAGGUGAGGGAGGUGGCUAAGGAGGCGAUUGAGAGGGCAAGGAGCGGAGAGGGGCCUACUCUUGUGGAGUGUGAGACCUAUCGGUUCCGAGGGCACUCACUCGCGGACCCUGAUGAGCUUCGAAAGCCUGGUGAGGAUGUUGACUUUAAACUAUGCGCCACUUUACCUUGUUGCAUUGCUUUCGGUUUGAUGUGCAAGUUUUUUGGAUUCUUUAUUUCCUACAUAAUGUUGAAGCAUUCGAGUCUAAAGGGGAUUAUUAGAAAAAGCAAAAGAUCUGGAUGUUGUAGAUAAGAAUAAUGAAGGUCUAUGAUAAACAUUCUUGACUAUGUGAUAGAAUUAGGCAUAAUUUGGGAAAAGAAUAUGAUUCGGGCAUGAACAUAUUAUAUGCCUCUUUUCCUAUUCAUAAAUUAGCCGUUUGAAUUAUGAAAAUUAAUUGUUCAAGUAAUUAAUAUGCUCAUAAA
Messenger RNA from Phoenix dactylifera (date palm), 1293 nucleotides. RefSeq names its product pyruvate dehydrogenase E1 component subunit alpha-3, chloroplastic-like. Gene Ontology annotation, molecular function: pyruvate dehydrogenase (acetyl-transferring) activity. NCBI's taxonomy places the organism in Eukaryota, Viridiplantae, Streptophyta, Magnoliopsida, Arecales, Arecaceae. Gene Ontology annotation, cellular component: intracellular membrane-bounded organelle. Gene Ontology annotation, biological process: pyruvate decarboxylation to acetyl-CoA. The record is from RefSeq and is a predicted model, not a curated record.